AUGGAAAGCUUGAAGGCAUUGACAGUCAGCUCAUGGGCAGCUUACAUUCCCUCAGCAGCAAUGACUUCCUCGAUCGGACGGUUUUGCUCCUUGGCGCGGAGCGUAGUUCUCGCCGUGGGUAUCAAUGAGUCCAGCACAGAAGAUGAUGUCCUUUGGAAGCAACUUGUAGACACGAUCACGGCUUGGGUGGAAGAGUAUUUUGUUGGCACUCAAGACAUUCGACUUGGAGAUACCUUGGAUGCUGGGGCUUGGGCAGAUGCUGGGGUAGAUGCUUCAGUGCUUGGGGAGACAAUCUUCUUUUCGAAAACUUCCUCGACAACUUCUGGAGUCACCUCCUUGACGGGCUCAGCGGCUGGUGGAAGAGUGUAUUGUUGGCACUCUGGUCAAUCGAAAUGGGCAGUUGGGGAUACCUUGGAUGCUGGGGCGUGGGCUGGUGCUGAGGAAGCUGCUCCUGUGCUUGGGGAGACAACCUUCUUCUCAAAAACUUCCUCAACAACUUCCGGAGUCGUUUCCUUGACUGGCUCAGCGGCUGUUGCCUGGGCCUCACUCUCACUGUUCUUCUUGUUCUUAUUCUUCUUAUUCUUGUUCUUUUUGUUUCCAGCAUUCUGUAAUCAUGGACUGGCUCAACAAUCUUUGGUGCCUCGAUGUGCUCCUCAACCGACUCUUCCGACUUCUGAAAAACAGAAAUUUGAAACUGCAACUCUAAAAUUUUUGUUUUACCUCUGGCUUAGCUGUGACAAAGUCCAAGAAAUCCAUGUUAUCAUCAGCAAACGAUUGAGCAACACCGAGUUUGGGCUUGGAGUGGAACGUUGUGGAGAACCUUGGGUCGGAGUGGUUAAGCUGUGCUCGGAUGAUGGUGCAUCGAUGAUUUGGUCAUAG
Molecule: messenger RNA, 879 nt
Organism: Caenorhabditis remanei
Lineage: Eukaryota; Metazoa; Nematoda; Chromadorea; Rhabditida; Rhabditidae
Exons: 6
Coding region: 1-879 (292 amino acids)
Source: RefSeq, a predicted model, not a curated record